This is a messenger RNA of Amoebophrya sp. A120, 6131 nucleotides long. NCBI's taxonomy places the organism in Eukaryota, Dinophyceae, Syndiniales, Amoebophryaceae. The record is from the annotation of a GenBank genome assembly.
CUGGAACACAAUCUGGAUGAGAUGAAAAUAGUCGAGGGUUGUAAUAUACUUACUAAUCUUCACCACAACGUGAACAUUUCGUGGAGAAAUUGUUGUCGAAAGUUCUAAAACUGCAUAGGACAACAAGCGCAGGCAGUAGAGAAGUGGAAGCAAGAACCUACAUGAUAAAAAGCGUGGUCCAUCAUGUAAGGGCCCGAAGCGGCUGGUUAGGGAUAUCGAUAGGGCAGUAUUUUCUUCAAAGCGGAAUGCUAGACAAUUUUUGCUGCAUUUUUAGAAGGGCUACUAGAUCUCCUACAGUAUAAUGUCGCCGCCGUCUUCAUCCGCUACGGCGAACUACUGGCCGCGCGGCGCCGCUGCUCACCUGUAGUGCGCACCAGAGUCCCCCUCCACCUCCUCUGUCUGUACUUACAACCAGAGCGAUUCCUCUGACAGCAGUUGGCCACAAGCGGGCGCGGGAAUUGGAGGCACGGGGAGCUUCCUUAAUUAUAGCAGCACCGCUUUCACCGCAAUGGCCGCUUCGUCCACCACCACCGGUGGGGUCCACUGGCGCGGAAACCCCCUGACACCGCCCAACCCGAACGGCAGGUCCGGCUCGGGUCCCCGCCCCGUAAAGGGUGUGGAUGCCAACGGGGUAGGUCUCGUGAACCGGGGCAGGCCCGCGGACAUCGAUAAGACGAUGGGAAAAGUAAACCAGCAACUCUUGAAGAUCAUCGGGGUUUCUCCGCACUAUGUUACACUCAUGGGAAACUGUCUGGCAAAAAAGACCACGUUCACAGUGAAGGUACUUUUUUUCUUGAAUGUUUUUGUAGUUUUCAGCUUGUUUGAAGACUGGCCACCAUUGCUUAGGUUUUUUCUGCCGUGAUGAUAGACAUAGAUGUCAUUUGCUUGUUCAAGUUUGGGAUCGUUAAAGCAGUUGAGCACUGCGAUUGCAGCUUCUGCUAAACUAAGGCAGCACGGGGACGAGCCUCAAUUGUACAGUUAGCGAAAAAUUAAAUUGAAGUUCAAGGUUCGCAAAAUCUAUGUGUGAAGGUAGUUUCCUAAAGGUUGACUGAUGUUGCCCCUUAUUUCGAAAACUAAGUACUUCAAUACAACCCGCCUGCUCCUUUCGAAAACUUGUCUGAGACGGCAUCAGCCGCGAAAGCUAGCCUUUCUUUUCUAAAUUCUUUUGGUCUAAGAGUAAAUUCUCAGAAGUCCUCUUUGUCCAUCUAAAUUAAGGUCGCAUCGAAUUUCAGAAUCAUCACUGCAGGGACGCAAUGCCUAAUGUAUUGAUUAGAAAGAUUAUAGCAAGGUUUUCAUCGUAAUCAUCUUCUCGCCGGGCCAGUUGUGAAUACCAUGAUUGUUGCAGCAAACGCGAGCGGUCAACAAUUCGUGGCCACAGCACCAGAGAUAUAGUUAAUAAGAAACAUGUUGACUUUAUUGUGUAACUACAGCUUUGACAAGAUAACGAUUAAAUUUUACGUCUGCAAGCAGCGGAGGGGCCAAAAAGGAGGGGGAAAAAAAUAGAAUGAUAAAUAGUGUUGAACCAUCACAACUACGAGCUGCUCGCCGAUCAUUGCGAGACCCUGUACUAGUUGCGCGACCGCCUGUCGUGGAGUUCGAGCCGGGGCGAUUUUUGCCGGUGAAAAUAUCUAACCGAGCAAACGCUUUUUUCUAUUUUCCAGAAGAAGAAGAUGAUAAACAUAAAAGGCAACUCGAAACAACUACAGGGGAAGAAGUUUGCGACCAGCGUUGUGCGGCAGUUUUACGAAAACUACGACGAGAACCUGCACACGUUGGGCGGCAAGCCGAACCCGUACUUGGUUCACCCUACGGAGCGGCCCCUGGCGGAAAAAAACCGAGAACUCGCACGAAAGGCCGGCACCUGGAAAAUGCCGUCUGACCAGCAGGUCCCGGCCUGCUGGCACACAAGCACGGCGGGAACUUCUGUAAGUGGCAAUAAAUUGGUGCCAGGCAGCGGCACCAUGCAGGCCGGGGGAUCGAGUUCCUCCACGAGUAAGCCAAACUUUCACGGCGACGGUCCGGUGUUUAACAUGGAUCCCGACGACCCACGCUCCCCCCUGUACCAGGAUACGGGCAGCAGUACACUCGGAGGCUCAACAACAUCUAUGCUCGGCGGUAAUGUCAAGAUGCCGCCGGGUGCCGGGGUGGACCAAAACAGCCGGAGCCGCCCAAUUUCCGCCCGGGGCGGCGGGGGCCGGGAGAGCACCGGACAGAUCGGCGAGGGGCGGGGGAUGAACAGCCGGAAGGGUGGCGACCAGGGCGACAGCAGCGGCAGUGCGGACAAUGUGAACAACAAUUCCUACACGAACGGCAUGAUGGGCGUGCGAAGCAAUUUGAAUGCGGCGAAGAUGACAAACAACAAUCCGGCCUUCUCCAUGAGCGGAAACAAAAAGAAGCUCCUCAAGCGACAGAAGUAUUGAUGUUUAGUUCGUUUGAUAGCUAUUUCGACACGCAUGAAGCUCUCGCUUUUCGUUCUUCACCUCACUGUGGCCCAUAGCAGUGCGCUUUGUUGAACCUUUGUUCAGUUUUACUAUGGACGCAUCCAUGCCGAAUCGCAAAACUUAUCGCAGAUCUGGCCCCCUCGGCGGGGAUGCGUCGGGUGACAGCAGCGAGCCGGAACUUGUCGAACCAGAUAAGAAACGGGCUAAAACCGACACAGGAGUGCCGAGGCUGCCUUCGCGAGGUACUAAUGCGUUUUUGCAUAGCGGCAGCAAACAUGCUGGAUUUUUUUCUGCAAAAGGAGUUCAUUUUGACGUGCUGUGCGACUUGUUGUGCGACAUCAUACGUUGUGAUCUACGUCAUCUUGUCACAAUCGAUUGCCACAUCAACAGGUAACAGUCGCAACCAGUCCCCGCUCGCGGGCAACAAGAAGGCGGCGCGCGGCAAUGCGUUUCCACACGCGCGCGCCGGUACGGUGGGGAAUAGUAAGGACAACAGGGGGCAGAAUUCCGCGAUGAAAAAUAAGAAAAAAGGGGAAAUUCCCGGGGCGAAUCUUACACAAGUGUCGGAUCUGAAACAGUUUUUCAAAGAGCACAACAUUCCCAUCAACCACUUGCUUGAAAAGUCGGACUACUUUGCCAUGAAAAUGCAGUUUGACGAGCUCUACAAGGAGUUUGGCAGCACGGGCAUCGCCGCAAAGAAACUCCGCGAGUCGCUCAUAGAAGUGCAAGCGAGAGGCGGGGCCGGGGCGAAUAACGCUGGCGGCACAGCACAAAAACAGAUGAAUCCGAACAUACUAUCAAAAGGAAAAAUCCCCCCUCCCCAUAUCGAAAACGAGAUUUGUGAUGCUGUAUUUGAGUACACAAAUCGACUUGUAAUGCUAGAAGGCCAAGAGACGCAUCGCAGCUGCGGCCGCGUUUGCAGGCAAUUUGUCAUGCUGUUUCCCACUUCCAGCUGCCCCCUGUCAUGCUGAAGAUGCAAGGCUUUGCCACGCCAUCCAGCACUACAGUCCGCAUCUUUUCUAUUCUAGCAUGACAAAGCUGAUUUGUGACCACAAAUCUGCAUCAGGGUAUGGGGUGGGGGGAUUUUUCACUUUGAUACAUACCCGCUGGCGUUCCAUCUGCUUCCUCCGCCGCUUUCCGCAGCAACUUGUUCGAGCCCGAGAAUGCGCGGCAGGAGCGCCUCGCCGCCAUCCGAAGCGCCAGCUCCAUUGGCGGCACGAAGGGGCCGGUCUUCAUGAGCACAUCGAAACCUGUUUUCCAACCUAACAUUCGGGCGGGUUCCGGGGGUCCGGGCAGCAGUAGCUCCUCGAGCUCCUCCUCGAAUCUCGUCAGCACCGGCCCGGUCUCUGCAAAAGAGCUGGACAUCGUGCAAACGGCGAAAAAGAUUGUGCAGACGCGAGAAUACGGAAAGUGGGCCUACGACGUGCUGCAGCUUUCUUGGAGAACCGCGGAAAUGAAGGACAUACAGAAGCAAUACAAAAUAUUCAUGAUGGUACAGAAUUUAUUUCUUCGCGUGAUGCUGAUCGAAGUGCAGGUCUUGAUAAGUUUAAGUACUAGUACGUCGACCCCCAGCACAGUUCUUUGCUAGGAAAAAGAGCUCAGGACUCCACGAUGAUGUCAUAAAUGUGUAUGAAAAACAAAAACAGAAACUUCAUCCGGAUAAGCACGUGGGUCUGAGUGGCAACAACGCAGAGCUGCUGUCCCAGGCGCUUGAAAAAAUCAAGCGAGCGAAGUCCGUUGCCGAGGACGAGCUUAGCAGGAUGAAGCACGACCCACCUGAGAUGAUACGAGGUACUUUGUUUUCGUACCAUUAGCGUUGGCGAUAAAGCGCGACUCUGCCGCUGGAGUUCUGCGCUUUAUUAAUUGUCAUUUUAGGGGCGAACGGCUACGGCAUUGGAAGAAUGAUACCAGUAGCACCUCGUGAGGAUGUUCAUGCGUCUGAAAAGUAAGAAUGCACAUCCACCAUGAAAAAACUAAAACACUGAACAGGUAUCAAAGCCACUUGCCUGAACGACACGCGUGGACAGCGGAUUUUCAAGAUCUCUUGGGACCAACCGCGAAACCGCGACGAGAACGCGCCGAUCGAGAAGUUCCACGUGCAAGUCCACGACCCGAAGUACGGAAAGUUCUUAACUUUGUCCGUGAUCGAAGGAGAUUACGACGAAGCGGCGAAACGGGUUUUGAAAAUUGAGGAGCUGAACUACUUCAAAAUGGAGGAGAAAAACAUGGGAAAACUGUCCCACAUCUUCAACGAGCAGGAGAUUUCGGUCCAAGUCUGCGCCCAGAACAAGAUCGGGAUGGGGACCUACGGGAAGUGCACUUUCCGUUCAAACCUAAAAGCGUCGAACAACAGACCCGCCGUGGAGAAGUUCGCAACGCUUCCCCCGCCCCAGCAGAUCGACUACAACGCGCGACUGCGGGGGCAGAACCGAGGCCAAAAAGAGCAAAGCAGUGCGACGAAGAAAAAGACCGGUGGUAGUUCCCCCAGUAAGAGCAACCUGUUCGGGUACAUGUCUGCGGGGGCGGCCAAUGUGUAUAAACCCCAGCCGGCUAGUGUGAAUAGCGGCACAACUUCUUUUAAAACCAUCUCCGGUUCAGGGUCUGGCACCUCUUCGCACGUCGGACUUCUGAACCAGCUCCGCGGCCAGGUGCAGUAUCCGCCGGGGCCUGGGGGUGCGAACACUAGUAGGCCCGGUGAACAGCCGCAGCAGUUGUCGCAGCACGCUGUGAAGGCGAAGAUGCGCGUCGAGCAAUUCGGGAACGAGUGCGACGAGAUCUUUAAACGCACACGGCAACUUCCCGAGGACAAACGGCAGGAGGAUCGGCUGAAGUGGAUACGGACACAGCCGGUGCCGGUGUUGCAGAAUUUUCUGAAAGCCAACGCCUGGCCGCACAAAAACCCCGCGGACGACAUCGGGCGAAGGGUGCUGACGUUUAUGGAGCUGAAGAUGAGAAAUGCCCAAUAGUACAAGGCAGGGUCGUUUCCACUCCACUUCGCGAAUCUCCUAUGAAGCCACUACUUAGUUGUACUACCUUGUGGGAAAAAUUGUAUUCCGGUCAACCACGACAACGACUAAAUUGCGACUUUUUGCAGUUUUAUAAUGUAAGAACUGAAUUAUUUGAGCCACUACAUUACACACGGAUGUAGAUCCUGCCGAGCUUAUAUUUCUUCGACAGAUACAGAUUGAUAGGGGGUCGGACGAGUAUUUUUCGAGAUCCUGUAUUUUCCAAAUGAACAACCGCUGGGGACGUGACGGAGAGUAGAGAUGUAGUUCUUUUGUCUUGUAAUAAUCGCAGAGCUGCUGGGACUGGAAAAAUUAUCCAGAACUUUUGUAAACACAGCUUGUACUUCUAGAACUAGAUGAAGGGUUCUCCUUCGGGAGUCAUCCGCUGAAAUUGGGAUGAUACAGAGAUGAGAACAGCUAGGUCUUUGUCUAGCGACGUGCGACCAUAAGCGACUGGUAGGAGCGGAACUCCAGCUUGUUUUUAACUAUUGACGACUUACGACGACUUAAACUUUGACUUCAAAAGCGACGACGCGACUCCUUUGUUGAGAAAAGAUUGACGGAAAUUUUUUUGGAUCAGUAUACAGUUACUGAUGUUGGCGACCUAGCACCGUCGGCGACCGUAGUACUAUCGCAAAGAUACGACAAAAUGCUGUAGCGACGCCGCGAUGAAAGGGCGACUCAU